This is a messenger RNA of Paramormyrops kingsleyae, 3689 nucleotides long. The record is from RefSeq and is a predicted model, not a curated record. NCBI's taxonomy places the organism in Eukaryota, Metazoa, Chordata, Actinopteri, Osteoglossiformes, Mormyridae.
UUUUGUUAGGGGGGUGAGGGGUGGCAGCGAGGAGCUGUGUGCACGUGGAAAGCCGUGCCAGCCUCCUAGUGAAAGCACGGAUUCACAGUACUAAAAGAAGCUUGGAACGUUUCUUUUUCAAUAUUUUUCCUACUUGAUAGCACCGAAUUGUCCGAGAAUCAGGACUCUUUAGAAUGGCGCAGGUUUGGUCAAAGGACAAAGACGAUUUGCAAGUAAAAUGCUGAUAACUCAGGGCUUUUUGCUUUAUAGAGACUGAAAAGUCUCAUGUUUCUAGGAGAGAGACUUAACUGAUCUACAUCCGAGGCAUUUGGGGGGCCCUUUUUCUCCCCUCCCAGCGGACAGGUGUGCUCAUUGUCCUGCGCUGUAGUCACCAGUAACCCUUUUAGUAGAUACUUUUUACUGAUAUUUUUCAGUAAGUGUGACCUAAUAUAGGAAUGUCAGAAAACUGCUAUUGCGUCGAGUUUCACUGAUUAACUAAAGUACUUUUGAGUACUUUUUCCAGACAAACGGAAGGAGAAAAAUCUGGCUGACGGGGAGAAGGAAUCUGAGAGCAGGGCUGAGUUACUGGCAGAGUCUUAUUGUGCCUGACAGACAAUCUCCGGUGGACGAUGCACAGUGAAGCAGUGGAGGAUGAGGACAAAACGACCAGCCAGCAGGUGCUCUUUGUGGCAGACCCCAGACCCGCCGGUCCCCGCUGCUCCCAGCUAAAGAUAUUUAUCGUGGCGCUGUCCUUCGUCUUCUUCUCCAAGGCGCUCGCGGGCACCUAUAUGAAGAGCGCCAUCACGCAGAUCGAGAGGCGCUUUGACCUCUCAAGCUCCCUCACUGGGCUCAUAGAUGGUGGAUUCGAGAUGGGUAACCUGUUGUUCCUGGCUGUGGUAAGUCACUUUGGAGCCAGACUGCACCGACCCCGGCUGAUUGCAGCGGGCUGUACACUCAUGGCAGUCGGCUCUGCCUUUUCCGCCCUCCCACACUUCUUCAUGGGAAGGUACAAAUACGACACUAUUGCAACAGCUUUGCUGAAUGAAAGUUUCAACAUAGUUCCCUGUCUGGAGCCUAAGCGAGAGACAAGCCAACUGGUCAACCACCUGACAACACCCCCCCAGAAUGGAACUACAGAAACAGAACAAGACUGUAAGCAGGACACCGAUUCCUACAUGUGGCUGUACCUCUUCCUGGGGAACGCUCUAAGAGGGAUUGGAGAAACUCCUGUCACACCGCUGGGAAUAUCAUACAUCGAUGACUUUGCGGAGAAGCCCGAGAACUCUGCCUUCUACAUAGCCUGCCUGCAGUCCAUCGCACUCCUUGGUCCCAUGUUUGGGUUUUUGUUGGGGUCCCUGUGUGCCAAACUCUAUGUUGACGUUGGAUUUGUGACCGAAGACAGCGUGACCAUCGCCCCCAGUGACACUCGCUGGGUGGGGGCUUGGUGGCUGGGCUUCUUCAUCUCGGCGGCCAUCAUGUUCCUGGCCAGCCUUCCCUUCUGGUUCCUGCCCAAGUCCCUCCCCAAGGACCCUACAGCCGUACCUCAGUCUCAGAUCGACCCCCCGAGUCCCCCUGCUGAAGAAAUGGCAGACAUCGCCAAGGGUGAGCUUUCACUAGCUCCAGGGGAAGACUUGAAGGUACCUGCAGGGGGCGCUCUAAUGCACAGUCACCAUCUGACAACCCAAAUGGCCCCGGGGGCCUCUGACCAUGUUAUUGAGCCUUUAGGAUUCUUUCCAUCGCUAAGGAGGCUUCUGUGUACCCCUGUUUACUUCCUGCUUCUGUGUGAGAGCAUCCUGAAAUUUAACUCCUACUCCGGGCUGUUCGCAUUCAAAGCCAAGUACAUGGAACAGCAGUUUGGUCAGUCUGCGUUUCAGGCGAACUUCUUCAUCGGUGUGCUGAACAUUCCUGCGGUCGUCGUGGCGAUAUUCCUGGGUGGGGUGCUGAUGAAGCGACUCAAGCUAAACGUGAUUUCAGGAGCUCAGCUGUCUGUGCUCACAUCGAUCCUGGCCUACCUGCUGAUCAUCGCGCAGUUUGGCAUCAACUGUGAGAAUCUCAAGGUGGCGGGAUUAACGGCCACCUACAAUGGGACACCGGGGGUCUUCCCUGACGAGACCAUGAUCCAGUCAUCAUGCAAUGAGGGCUGUUCCUGCCCCACCCAAGACUGGGACCCAGUGUGUUCCGACAAUGGCAUCACUUAUAUGUCACCAUGCCUGGCCGGUUGCACCAGUUCCACGAGGAAAGGGAAGAUCAUGAUGUUUCACAACUGCAGCUGCGUGGGUUCCUCCCCUCCUCCGUCGGGAAGCAUGUCCGUGUCCCUCGGCCAGUGUGCCCGGAGCGAGGUCUGCAGCAUCCGCUUCAUUGCAUACAUGACUCUGUCAGUCAUCUGCUCCUUCAUCGACGCCCUGGGAACCACACCGGGCUACAUGGUCAUCAUAUGGUGCAUCAAGCCUGAGUUAAAAUCCCUGGGUCUAGGAAUCCAAACCCUUGUGACAAGAACUCUGGGGGGCAUCCCAGCUCCGGUGUAUUUCGGAGCUCUGAUUGACACCACUUGCUUGAAAUGGGGUUUCAGAAAGUGCAUGGGGACAGGAGCCUGUCGAAUAUACAAUUCAGAUAUGUACAGAGUGAUAUUUCUGGGCUUAAUAACGUGCUUAAAAGGCUCAUCCUACUUCUUUUACGUUGGCGUGAUUGUACUGCUGAGGAGACAAUCAAGGACGGAAGGGGGCGAGCAUUCGAGUCAGGGCGUGAACCAAGCUGAAGUGGAGCUCCAGCACACCCAGAGGACUUCAGAUGAGUGCUUAACCACUGAGGGACAAAACCAGCAGGGUGGCCCUUCACCAAGGGAAGACAAUGGGCGAGGUGAAGGGGACAGGAUCAUUGACCAGGUUAAUGGACGGUUCCAGGAAGUGAGAGACAAGGCCACCAAUCAGGACAGAGGGCAACUUCAGAAGGAAGCAGCCCAUUGACUAAGCAAGUGGGCAAACACAGAUAUAACAGGAAAGAACUUGGCUAAAAGGCUAUAUCUGCAGAAUGGUGAUGGGACCAGCAAGUCGGCUACAAAACAAUCAGAACUGGCGAUUCUCCACAGCCAGACAGAGUGAGGCCAGCUGAAUCCUUAGCAGAAGGAACAUUGAAUCCCUGUGAUCUACGGCUAAAAGACACAGUGCUGUAAUGUUAUGCAAAAUAGAAAGUUUAUGUUAGGGAUGUCAUAAUAGGUACGAUUUUGCCCAUUUCUGCAUAGCUUUUUAGAAACACAACAUCAUUGUGUACCGAGGCGGGGUUCCUGUUAUUCUGGGUAAAUAAUGCAGUCUGUCAGUAGCUUUGUGUAAUGAUUGGUAUUAAUUUGACAUAAGUAGGGUGGAUGAUGGUGGUAAUGUGUAAGCGAGUAUGGGUGAUUAUACGGUACGUGCUGCCCCUGGCCAUCUGCUCCGCGGGAAUCCACAGCAGUUAAUCAGCCCCAUCCUGUGGGGCAGACGAGUGGCUGUCCCAUUAACUGGAUCAUUUCUGGGCCCUGUAUCCCCAAAGCCCCACUCCACAGACACCAGGACACCUCAUAGGCCUAAGCUCAAAGGUCAAGCACUGGGCAACCAAUCACAGCUAUGCCUGGAGCUGUUGCCCUCUCAAUGUGAAUGCAGUUAAUUAAAAAUGGCUUCUUUUUUUAAACCAGCUACCUGCCUCUAUUUGUAUUACAAUAAAUAUUGCGGAAAUUGUCA